AAAACAGCGAUCAGUUGUGACUGUUGUGUUGAGUACUGAAGUCACUCGAAGUACAUCUCAUUUCUAUUUUUGAAGAAAAGCGGCCGACUUUGAGUUUUGUAAUGCCAGGAAUAGGUACAACAGUAGCUGUAGUUGGUGGAGGGGUAGCAGCAGGAACAGUAGCUGUGGUAGCAGCUCCGUUUGUAGUCAGUGCUUUAGGAUUCGGUGCUGGUGGAAUAGUUGCUGGCUCUACUGCUGCCUCUAUGAUGUCAGCAUGGGCCCCAACAGCAGCAGGUGGUGUAGUAGCUACACUACAAUCAAUAGGUGCUGCUGGUAUGGGAGUUACUAGUACGGCAAUUGUAGCUGGUACUAGUGGUGGAGUAGGAGCAGCUACUACUGCUGCUGCUCAAUCUAAUACUGUAACUAAUGCUGUUGGAGCAGGUGGACGUAUGGCCUAUAACGCUGGGGCAGCCGGAGGUCGUAUGGCCUAUAACGCUGGAGCAGCUGUAUUGGGAUACUUCACACGUUAACACUGUCUAACGUCAAAGACUACAUGAUUCAGUGAUCUAUCCUUAAGAAGUUACGAUCAUCAUACAUAAGUGACAUUUUUCAUUCUAUUGUUUUUUUUAGGUAUAGGCUUUAUUUUAACAUGUUCAAUGUUGUAAAAAAAAUUUUUGGCAUCAUUAAUAAAUUAUUUACAAAAA
This is a messenger RNA of Amphimedon queenslandica, 683 nucleotides long. RefSeq names its product interferon alpha-inducible protein 27-like protein 2. Gene Ontology annotation, cellular component: membrane. The transcript has a single exon. NCBI's taxonomy places the organism in Eukaryota, Metazoa, Porifera, Demospongiae, Haplosclerida, Niphatidae. Bases 102 to 509 code for a protein of 135 amino acids. The record is from RefSeq and is a predicted model, not a curated record.